Molecule: messenger RNA, 2058 nt
Organism: Limanda limanda (common dab)
Lineage: Eukaryota; Metazoa; Chordata; Actinopteri; Pleuronectiformes; Pleuronectidae
Gene: ak7a
Product: adenylate kinase 7a
Exons: 18
Coding region: 1-2058 (685 amino acids)
Biological process (GO): nucleobase-containing compound metabolic process
Cellular component (GO): cytoplasm
Molecular function (GO): ATP binding; AMP kinase activity
Source: RefSeq, a predicted model, not a curated record
AUGACGGAGGAAACACCGCCUCCGACUAAACGUGUUUUUAUCAACGACGUGGAUAAAUACUCGUCCAGACACAUCGCCAAGUUUCUAUUCACGUCUCUAACGGAAGACAUCGCAUCAGUUCCUGGAGCGUCUUUUGAGCUCAGAGCGACCGUGUCCUCCAAAGAGGAGUUCAGCUUCCCACUGGAGAAAUACAAACUGCCGACUCGGGACGAGCUCCUGGAGAAGCUGAUGGAGUGCGACGUGGUCGUGUACAACAUCUCAGAAAAUGCAACACAUAAGCAGCUUGAAGAGGCGACGUGGGCGUUAAAAGCCCUGCAUGCUGAGACGGCAAACUUCAAGACCCACAAACUGUUCAUCUUGGUCUCGACGGUGAUGACCUGGGCGUUGACCAAGCCACAGAACACGGUGAGCCUGGGGGAAAACCACAACGUUCUCAUCACAGAACAAGAGUUCAGGAGAAGACGACCUCAUCGCAAUUUCAAAAGCCACAACAACCUGGAGAAGCUCGUGCUCAAACUGGGCAAAGAGAAAAAGUCCAAACUCACGGGUUAUGUUGUAGGCAGUGGUCUUCAGUACGGAAUGGGGGAGAAUCUCUUUCACUACUUUUUCAAGACAUCCUGGUUGAUGGAAAUGCCGAAAGUCCCCAUAUUUGGAGAUGGCAAAAACUUCAUCCCCAUGAUUCACGUUCAUGAUCUUGGCGGAGUUAUUCACAACAUCAUGGAACAGACUCCAAAGUCAAAGUACAUCCUCGCUGUCGAUGACUCCAAGACCACGCUGGAGGAAAUAGUAAAGGCUAUAAGUGAGGCACUUGGUCCGGGGAAAACUUUCAAUGUACCAGAGCUGGAAGCCAUCGCCAUGGAAGCUUGUCAGCCCGGGGAGCUGGAGUACUUGAGCAUCAACCUCAGCCUGGACAUCUUCAUCAUAAAAGACUCCUUCAACCUCCAUUGGAAGUCUGAGGCUGGGAUGGUUGAAAACAUAGAGAGCAUCGUGGUGGAAUACAAAACCACCAGGCAGCUACUACCCAUCAGGAUCUGCCUGGGCGGACCACCAUCUGUGGGUAAAACCACGAUUGCAAAGAAGCUCUGCAAUCAUUACAAGAUCCACCACGUCAAGAUUAAGAAGAUGAUUGAGGAAAAGGUGGCGAAACUGAAAGAGUUGGCAAAUGGAGAUGAUUCUGAAGAGGAUAGUGAAGAGAUAGCAUUAGCUGCUCGCUCACAACUGGAUAAUAUUAACAACAGCAUGGAAACGCAUCAAGGACGCCUGGAAGACGAACUGAUGUUUGAGGUUUUGCAAGAAAAGCUGAAUUCUAAGCCGUGUAGGAACCAAGGAUAUGUUCUGGACGGCUACCUGAAGACCUACGCUCAAGCAAAGCAACUUUUCCACGAUGACGACCCAGAGGAAGAGGAUACGACGAUGAAAGGACCAGUGUUCAACAAGAACAUCACUCCAGAGUUUGUUAUUGCCCUAGAGGCGACAGAUGAAUUCCUGACACAGAGAGUUCUAGGACUCCCAGAAAGUGUUGCAGAGAAGACUCGUUGCACCCACGAUGAGUUUCUCCCUCGCCUGAAGAAAUACCGACAACUCAGUACUUCUGAAGAAAAGCUGCUGGACUACUUCGAUGAGAUUGAGAUUUACCCAGAACACAUUGAGGUCGCCACCGACGAUCCAGAGUACAAAGAGGUGAUGAAGCAAAUCAUUGCGUCCGUGGGGCCCACCAAGAACUAUGGCCUGAGUCCGGAGGAGCAGGAGGAGGAGAGGAGGAAGAAGGAGGAGGAGAUGAGGAAGAGAGUGGCUGCAGAGAAGGCUGAGCAGAAACGCAAGAAUAAGACUGCACUGGCUGAGAUGGCUGCUCAGUAUGAGGAGUGGGAGAAGAAUCUGUCGGAGGUGAGGAGGCAGGAGGAAGAGCAGAUGGAAGCUCAGUCUCUUCCUCUGAGGAACUACCUGAUGAAGCACGUGAUGCCCGCCCUCUCUGAGGCCAUGGUCGAGUGCUGCAAGAUCAAACCUGAGGACCCCGUCGACUUCCUGGCUGAACAUCUCAUGAAGAAGAACCAGGGAUAA